This is a messenger RNA of Pistacia vera, 1254 nucleotides long. RefSeq names its product siroheme synthase-like. Lineage: Eukaryota; Viridiplantae; Streptophyta; Magnoliopsida; Sapindales; Anacardiaceae. Gene Ontology annotation, molecular function: uroporphyrin-III C-methyltransferase activity. The transcript has 5 exons. Gene Ontology annotation, biological process: siroheme biosynthetic process. Bases 1 to 762 code for a protein of 253 amino acids. The record is from RefSeq and is a predicted model, not a curated record.
AUGGGAGUGUUGUCUGUGUUUUUAAGCUGUUUCAUGCCUACUUCGGAGUCUUCACGAGUGUCGGAUAAUAACGGGGAUCUGGGGAUGAAAGUUUCUUCACAGGAAAAAUCUAAAAGUAAAUCAAAAUCAUCAUCUUCUGGAGCUCCAUUGGUUGUGCCUUACUUCCCUUCUGCUACACAGUUCUCUCGCUUGUCUCAGCCAUGGAAGCAACUUGAGGAGAAGCCAACAUCUAUGGACCCUCUUAGCCUNGGAUUGCAAUGCAAUGUAUUUGGGAGGGGUGGCGAAGAGAUGGAUUUUCUGCAACAGCAAGGAAUUCAAGUGAAGGUUAUCCCAGGUAUCACUGCUGCCUCAGGGAUUGCAGCAGAGCUAGGGAUUCCAUUAACACACCGAGGUGUUGCAAAUAGUGUUAGAUUUCUCACAGGGCACUCAAGAAAGGGUGGAGCAGAUCCUCUGUUUGUAGCUGAGAAUGCAGCAGACCCUGACUCAACCUUGGUUGUUUAUAUGGGCUUGUCAACCCUCCCUUCUCUUGCCCUGAAGUUGAUGCAUCAUGGUCUGCCAUCAAAUACACCAGCUGUUGCAAUUGAGAGAGGGACGACACCUCAACAACGUGUGGUUUUUGCAGAAUUGAAGGAUCUUGCUCAUGAAAUUACUUCGGCAGAAUUGUUAUCACCAACAUUGAUCAUCAUUGGAAAUGUUGUUUCACUUUCACCAUUUUGGCCACAUUCUUCAAAAGAAGUACCUUGUUUUGCUGGGGCUAUAUAGACAUAUCCAAGGCACACAGAUGAGUCUACUGUUGUCCGAGAUUUGUUUUUGGCUAAUAACUCCUUCCAUUCGUUCACAUUCAACCAGACAAGUUGCAAUGCUGCCUGAUAAGUCUUCUUGCGGUGAAGUUAGAUGCUGCCCCAGAUAUGGAUGCACACUUUGUUUUGGUAUUUAUUACAAUUUUUAUAUCGAGAAUGUGUUGGGAAUGAGCUGCACUGGACAUACAAGAAUCUUGUUCAGUGCUUCGGAUCAAUCAGACUUUCAUAGUGAAGUCUUGAUUAAAUUUUUCACACCAAGAAAAUAAAAAGCACAGCCUUGUCAUUGUCAUUCCAGCCUUCUGUGUUGGCUUCCUUUGAGUUAAGGAUGGGAGCUUUGAGUAGAAAGUUUUGUAGCAUGAAACGGAAUUUGUACCGUUGUAAUUAUUUUUAAUAACAUUAUUUAAGGAAUGGGCAUGUCGCUAUUCAAUUUAUUCCAUAAAAUCGUUUUUGAUCU